Molecule: messenger RNA, 1587 nt
Organism: Zea mays
Lineage: Eukaryota; Viridiplantae; Streptophyta; Magnoliopsida; Poales; Poaceae
Product: transcription factor GTE9
Exons: 11
Coding region: 1-1089 (362 amino acids)
Biological process (GO): defense response
Cellular component (GO): membrane
Source: RefSeq, a predicted model, not a curated record
AUGAUACACCAGCAACUGAAUGUUGUCAACAUCAGCGGCAACAACGACAACGCCACAUCGAGAAACAACAACUGUGGGCCAGGGAGCACAAUCCCGUGGUGCGAUGUGCAGAGGGAGAUGAAGAAUGUGGAGAAAGACAUCAGGGUGGCUACCAAGCGCAAUGACAUGUUAUCUGCAAAGAAGCCAUGUCUGCACGCAGAGCUGAUGCUGCUCGGAGUCAUCUCGCUGCUGCUCAGCCAGACGGCGCGCUUCAUAUCGGAGAUCUGCGUGCCGUCCUCGCUCUUCACCAGCCGCUUCUACAUCUGCUCCGAGAGCGACUACCAGGACCUGCUGCGCAACACGGACGCCAACCAGACGGCGUUCGAAUACUACUCAGAUUCAAGUAGCUCUUCUGGAAGUGAUACCGAUGCCAAAGCUCCUCAACAAAACAGAGGGUCAAAGGAAAAAGUUCUAUCUGUCGAUGGCGUGGAUCAGGAAAAGGAUAACAUUUCCUGUACAAACCCUAUAUCUGUUUCUGCUGAUGGUGAGGGGGGAAAUGUAUCUGAGAAGCAGGUCUCCCCUGACAAGCAAAUCCGAGCUGCCCUUCUGAGAAGCCGCUUUGCUGAUACGAUCCUUAAGGCUCGUGAAAAGGCCCUUGAUCAGACUACAAAGAAGGACCCCGAGAAGCUUCGACGCGAAAGGGAGGAACUUGAGAGGGUACAAAGAGAAGAGAGAGCUCGGUUGCAAGCUGAGGCUAAAGCUGCAGAGGACGUUCGCAAGAGGGUUGAAGCAGCAGCUGCUGCUGAGGCUGCUGCUGAAGCUAAGCGACAAAGAGAACUUGAGAGAGAAGCAGCUCGCAAAGCUUUGCAAGAGAUGGAGAAAACUGUUGACAUCAAUGAAGGGAGCCAUUUUUUGAAAGAUCUUGAAAUGCUCGGAAGUGUCACAGGUGAACAGAUACCCAACUUGGUUGGUGAAACAAGUCCUGGGUUUCAAAUGGGAAGCAACACACUAGAAAAGCUCGGGCUGUACAUGAAAAACGAUGAAGAUGAUGAGGAUGGUGAUUUCACAGAUGAACCAGUGUCUGAUGUUGAAGAGGGAGAAAUAGAUUAACUGUGUUUCUGGACCAUUUUUGAUACGUUACAGGAGACCUGUUGGCAUGACUGAUCUGCAUAGAUUUCCUUUGGUAUACAAAGUGACCUGACGAAAGAUCGUGUCACAUCAAACCUGAAGGUCUGGUAUUCAUUUUUGUAACUGCCUAAGUUUUGGAGCCAAGUUGGCAAAUGACAGGGAGCCUCAGACAUGUCGGAAGUUCGUCGUGCUGCAUGUGAGGAGAGCAUCGAGCGUGCGUAUCGUUUGGAUUGAGAAUUCUCUCUGGACUUUCCAUAUCCAUACAAUGGAACAGCGAGUUUAUUGCAUAUAUGAUGAGGCCAUAAAAGGGGAGAGGGUUGGAGGAGGGACCACAAGGAGUGAUGGUGAUGGUUCUUGGCUCUUGCACAGGUGCGAGCCGUUUUUUAGGGGUAGUUUUAGAGCCAUUUCCGUGUUGUGAAUGUAACAUCAGAAAUUGUACAAAAGUUAGCCUGAUAGAUGGAAAACAUUGACUUGAAUUUA